AUGGACCAGGCACUCGUUGCCGAGCACUAUAACCGUAGAAAAGAUGAGGGAAAAGAAGGACGAAAGUCUUCUCGAAUCAUACGCCUGCGAAAUCUGAACAACUGGAUCAAGGCGGUUCUGAUUGGACUGCACUCGAGACCCGGUUGCGUCGUGCUUGACCUCGCUUGUGGAAAAGGCGGCGACCUGCUCAAGUUCGCUCGAGCUCAGGUUUCACACUGGGUUGGUGUAGAUCAUGCUCGCGUGUCUCUAGAGCACGCUGUACAGCGCUACAACGACUUGGGUCCGAAGCAGCGCUCGUUUCCUGCACACUUCUUGUGCGGCGAUGUGUUCGGCGUUGAUCUCGAAGCAAAUCUGGACCUCGAGUGGCCUGCGUUCGACCUCGUUAGCUGUCAGUUUGCGGUGCACUACGCUUUCGAAAGUGAACAGCGAGUUCGGCAGAUGCUGCACAACGUUACCUGUCGACUGAAACCGGGUGGGUUUUUCAUUGGAACGACGCCGGACGCUAAUGUGUUGGUGAGCAAGCUGCGCGCAGCAAGUGGCUUGUCUUUCGGAAACAGUAUUUACCGGAUCUCGUUUGAAAAUUCGAGUCAGAGUAUCGACGCAGAUGGAACGUCGGCGGAUCUAGGGAACUUGGAGCACGAUCCAGCGCCGACUCUGGAAACUGCAACCAGUGCGGCGAAGCGUUUCCCGCCGAGCCGGCCGUUCGGUAUCCGGUAUCAUUUCACUUUGGACGAAAAUGUCGAAGACUGUCCAGAAUACCUGGUGCAUUUUCCAACCUUUGAGCGAAUCGCCGCGGAAUAUGACCUGGAGCUGUUGCUCCGAAUGAACUUUCAUGCGUUUGUGAACGCCUUUGCACUUCAGGCGGACGCACCAGCUCGAUUCCGCGACCUUUUUCAACGAAUGCAGGUUCUUGAUCCCGAGUCGGGCACGAUUUCGCCUGAAGAGUGGGAUGCAGCGUACCUGUAUCUCGUGUUCGCGUUUCGGAAACGCGGCCAGGGACCGUCCGCUGCAACCGAGAGGCAUGCACCCGUCCAGACGGAGCAGGCUGCGCCUCUGGAUCCGCAGCUAUCGAUUCGAGACCUCAGCGCCCCGUCAAAGCCUGGGAAUAGCGGGGACACGUAG
This is a messenger RNA of Cyanidioschyzon merolae strain 10D, 1122 nucleotides long. RefSeq names its product mRNA (guanine-7-)methyltransferase. Gene Ontology annotation, molecular function: mRNA 5'-cap (guanine-N7-)-methyltransferase activity. Lineage: Eukaryota; Rhodophyta; Bangiophyceae; Cyanidiales; Cyanidiaceae. The coding region runs from base 1 to 1122 and encodes 373 amino acids. Gene Ontology annotation, cellular component: nucleus. The record is from RefSeq and is a predicted model, not a curated record. The transcript has a single exon. Gene Ontology annotation, biological process: 7-methylguanosine mRNA capping.